Molecule: messenger RNA, 5676 nt
Organism: Effrenium voratum
Lineage: Eukaryota; Dinophyceae; Suessiales; Symbiodiniaceae
Source: the annotation of a GenBank genome assembly
AUGUGGGCACCUUGCCCAGGUGGUGGAGAAGAUGAUCCGGAAAGCCAGAUAGGAACGGGUGGAGAAGAAGCAGAUGCCACGGAGACGCUGCCAGACGUGGAGGUUCAGGAAGAAGAGGACCCCUGGCAGUCUGGAGGUGGAACUGGAGCUGAUCCCUGGGCCGGAUACGGACAGGCGGGGGGCGGCAGCAACUUGGACACGGACAGCCAGGACCGGGCGACCUGGUCGGAUGAGUGGUGGGACAACUGGGGAUGGUACUCAUCACGCGAUGGGGCGCGUGGCUAUGAGGCGGAGUACCAGAGGAAGCACUACUCGGAUGACCAGGCCUGGAAGACUGGAUGGUGGACCGAUGCACAGACGCGACGGUUUUCCCACUGCGAGUUGAACUCGCUAGUGGCUUCGCAGUCUGGAGUAUGGCAUGGAGCUACGCCUCCUGGAGGACAUCACCCAGCCGAAGAGAUGCCCUGGGACUUUGGUAACCGGAAGGACAAGCCGAGCGAGCGCCUGAGCGUGCCCACCUUUGAUGGGGAAGCUGGGGGAGGAAGAUGCAGGUUUGGCUACGCUGCACACGGCUACCUCCGGAACAACGGGCGCUUGCACUUUAUUCGGCACUCAGAGCUGAAUCUGGACCGGUUGGCAACGGCCGAGGGCGUGGAGUACUUCCAGGAAUGGAUCCGGACUCGGUUCCUGGACCUAGAGCUCACUAAGGUCGGCAGGGUGAUGACAGAGUGCUUCAGGAAGUUCAAACGCCGACCGGAGCAGGCCAUGCGGGACUACAACAUGGAGUACGAGAGGAUGAUCCUGACCUAUCUGGACAAGAUGGGGAUCUCCGAGAACGAUGAGACGGCGCUGCUUUCCUCGGUGGGGAACCAGUUCGACUACAGGCUACUUCAACGCGCUGACAUCGAUGAGGAGGACACGAAUCAGGACGGAGCCGACGGAGGAGAUGGGGCGGAGUCCGGGGAGGACAUCAUGCGCGAGGAGGUGGCAAGCGAGCUGCGCACCACCUUCGAAGCUCACCUGGCGGCGAAGGCACGGAAGCCAAGAACCGAAGCGAAUGCCGUUGUCCGCGCCCGCCUCGAACACCUGGGCUGGGUCAAGCUGUAUCAUGUCCUCAUCGGCGGUGCCGAGGUGGUCGUUGUCAGCCGCAGUGGCGAAGACGACAUGGACCUCAUGACCCGGACGGCCCCCUCCUUGGUCACCCCUUUGUUCAGCGGGCAGGCGGCGUCCUUGUGCCAGAGUGUCGCUGGCUACGACUGGUUCCUGGAGUACACCAGGUUUGCGGAGGCCAACGGGCUGCCAAUCUACACGGUGGAUCAGUCGGAGACAUUUCGGUUUGGAGCAUCCCGGCCCCAUCAAUCGAGCUUCGCCGUGUGGGCGAUCUUGGGCUUGGAAAGCAAGAACUUCUUGGUGAAGGUCUCCAUCGUGAACUGCACUGGUGGCCGGGUUCCCCUUCUUUUGAGCCGGACAGCCUUAGCCCGACUAGGAACCGUUUUAGAUGUUCAGGGCCAUCGAGCCGAUUUCUUGUCGCUUGGGAUUGACGGGAUCGAGCUUGGCCUCACCGCCACGGGACACCCGACGAUCCCUGUAGACCAACUCGGUGAUCACGUCCCGACCGAGGAGCUUUUAGACAGCCUCCCUGACCAUCAGGAGGUGGCACUGCUACAGAGCCCGACGCGAGUGUACAUGGCGCAUCCGUCUGGAGGUCUCACUACCCGUGUUGAUGAGGGCGAGAAGGAUUCCCCCGUAGCUGUCCACCCGAAGAAGACCCAUCUGGUGGUUCAGAAUUUCUUGAGUGGGUUGGACGCCUUGCCCAAGGAAACCUUCCUGUCAUGGUGGAAGCACAACAAGAUCGGGAGGGACUUCUGGGUUGAGACUACCCAAGUGCCGGAGCUACGUCAACUGGUGGUGGAAAACAAGCCUACCGGGGAGACGGCGACCUCUCUGAAGCAGACGGCCAAGAUGAACCUGACAGAGCUGAGGGCAGAAGCGGAGAAGGUGGGCGUCGAGAUGGCGGGGCCCGCGUCAACGGUGGUUCCCUUCGGACGCUACCGCGGGUGGAUGUACCGCAAGAUCCCGGUGGAGUACCUGGUGUGGGCCAUGGAGAAGAACGGAAACGCGUCGGAGGACCUGAGGAGACUGGCCACCUGGGCGCAAAGCCUGGCGGUGGUACCGCCGCCCCAGACGACGGGAGUCCUAUCUUGGGAUUCCUCCGACGUCCUCCUCAGUGGCAACACGCGGAGCCAGGACGACAAGGGAUGGAUGGAGAUCACGGUCUCGGAUGCCGACCGGGAGAGGAUCACCCGACUGGAGACGGAGCUGGCGGCGCUGCGAGACAAGAACAACCUGGACCGGGUGCCCAAGAAGGACGCUAAAGGAGCUGGAGUACCGGAGGAGGCAGACGACGCGGGAGAGACGAGUGAUUGCGGGCAGCUCUCUGCGGACGAGAAGUUCCAGAGAGCGGUGGCUGGCGUCCGCAGACGCAAGAUGAAGGCGACCGCCCGGAAGAAGUUGCAGAACAUGGCCCGCGCCGCGAAGAACGUGUUUUCGAUGUGCUUUAUGACAGCGGUUGCUUUCACCCAGGAGGUGGUCGGUGAGCCGGCCAACAUCUCUGGAUCUUCGACAGGCGACGCGGCGGGCAGAGGAACUACGACGGCUACGGCUACGAGCCGGGUGUUCCUCGAGCUCUACGAUGAGAUCACGCUACUACAGAAGAUGAAAUGGGUGGAGGACCCGGGCAGCCACACGUUCAACCUGGACCUCUGCCGCUUCGGCAUGAUGAGCCUGGACGGGAAGGAGCGGCUGAGGAAGACCAUCAGACUGACGACCACCUCGGGCGCCUUCGAGAAGAUCCUGGGGAAACAAUGUGAUGGUGGGCACGAGCACCGACGGAUUCAAGGUGCAGAGACUAGUGCGACAGCCCACUACCCGUGGCAGUUCGCCCACGGCGUCCUGAAGGCCUACUUGAAGACCAUGGUGAGCCCCGGGGAGCACACAGCUUUUGCAGUCACCAAGACCGGGGGCGAGAUCCCGAAGGAUGGACAGGACCUCGAUGAGACCGAGUUGGUUCCAGACGAGGCGCUCGCGAUGGACGUGAUCCACUUUGACGACUCUACCGGGAACAAGGUGAAAGCGCUGAGCAUGGUGGACAUGGGCAUACCACAUGUAUUGGGCCUCUGGGCAGGCCACCCCCGGUUCAUCCUCAUCGACCUGGACAUCGGGUUCAACGACCAGUUCCUCAGCAUGAUUCGCGACACAGGCGUGCACAUCCGGAUCAUCGCGGCGCAGGCACAUUGGCAAGGAGGACUGGUGGAGCGGCGCAACGCCAGCUGGAAAGCUAUCUGGGAGAAGACCUGUAAGCACGAGGUGAUCCUGCCGAGCGAGGUGCCUCUUGGCAUCACCGCGGUGAACGAUGCUAAGAACUGCCUGCGGAAUCGAGACGGUUAUGCUCCUCGGCAAUGGGUCUUCGGUUCAAUGCCUCGGGAGGUGGGGGACAUCAUGGAGGAGCUGGACUCCUUCGAGACCCUCAAGGUGACCAAGGAUGCCAAGAUGUCGCGGCCCAAUGCCAUCCGGAUGGGAGCCAAGGCAUCUUUCUUCAAGAUUCAGUCGAAGGACAGCGCCCGGCAUGCGUUACUACGGCGACCACGGGUUCAGAAGCAUGAGUUCGCGCUGGGGGACCUGGCGUACUACUACCGGGAGUACCGGGCCCCAAAGAGCACCAAGGCGGUUGGGCGGUGGUUAGGCCCUUGCUCGGUGAUAGGCCUGGAGGGGAAUAACAUCUGGCUCAGUCAGGGCGGCCGGUGCUUGCUCUGCGCCCGAGAGCAUCUUCGACCAGCUGAUCAUGAGGAGGUCAACGCCCUGUUCCGACUGAAGACAUCCCUGGCCGAGGUGGAUGCGGUGAUGCGGAAUCAAGAUCUGCAAGAAUUCAUCGAGGCGCAGGGAGUCGACGUUGAAACCGGCGAGCAGAUCCAGCUCGAGGCGGAGGACGUGAACCCAGCGAACGAGGACACGGUGAUGGAUGAAAGGGUUCGGAAAGCAGGCGAGAUCGCGGACCAGCUGCGGGGUUUCACUAGGCGGAGGAAGAGUCUGGACGAUGUGCCUCAGCGAAUGCAGAAGAUCCGGCGAUCCUCUUCGGCAAAAGGUUCCGGACGGGCUUCUUCGGCAGGUAAGUCUACCGUGCGAGAAGUGAUGAUGGUUAAACGGGGUAGCAGCGAGAAGUCCAAGGACAAGGCUUUGGAGAAGGAGCUCCCCUGGGAGCGCAUUCCCGAGGAGGAGAAGCACCUCUACGUGGAGGCAGAGGUGAAGCAGUGGCAGGAGCACUUGAAGUUCGAGGCCGUGCGACCGCUCUCGAUCGCGGAGUCUAAAUGGGUUCGGGAGAACGUGGCGAGCGACCGGAUCCUUAACUGCCGCUUCGCCUACCGGGACAAGAACUAUAGCAAGAGGAAGGCCGCGCCGGAGGCGAGGAUUCCUUGCAAGCCGAAGGCGCGCCUCUGCGUCGGUGGACACGUGGACCCGGACAUCGGGAAGGUGGAGCUGCAAUGUGACGCCCCGACGGCUACGAGGACCAGCCUCAUGCUGACGUUGCAGAAGUCACUCAACGAGGACUGGGAAGUCUGCGCCGCGGACGUGCAGGCCGCUUUCUUGAACGGCAUCCCGGCGGGUCGCAACCUCUACUUCCGCCAGCCGAAAAGGGGGAUUCCAGGUCUGGAACCCCAUCAACUCGUCUCCAUCGAAAAGGGGGUGUUCGGCCUCUCUACGAGUCCAAGGCUCUGGUGGGAGAAGCUUUCGAAGGACGUCACGAACUUGAAGUUGGAGGUGGAGGGGGAGACGCUGAUGGUAAAGCACAACCUCAUCGACCCCUGCGUCUUCGAAUUCCGGACCGUGGAAGGGGAGGUCCGGGCUCUGAUGCUGUCCCAUGUGGACGACUUGCUAUUGGCUGGUCGGAAGGCCAUCAACGCGGCCAUCCGCCAGAAGCUGGAUGCGACGUUCCCCAUUGAUGAAUGGAACUUUGGGGACUUCGACUAUGUUGGGUUGGACUUUGACAAGGAGGCGGACGAAGAGCAGGAGGUGGAUGGUGAGCUGAAGGCAGACAACCGGACGGUGGUGGGGAGUAUCACCUUGCGGAAGAUCCAGCCGGGCCGGGAGAUCCUGAUCGCCUACCACGAUGCGGCCUGGCGAAACGUGGAACUGGAAGGUGAACGUGAUGAAGAAUGGGAAGGGAAGUUCCUGACUGGCUCCAGCUUGGUGUGCAAGAGGACCUGCCGGUCCACGUUUGCGGGUGAGACCAUGGCGUGCUGCGAGGCUUCGGAGCACGCGCUGUUCCUGCGGGACCUUUGGAGCAGUUUCCAGAAGUCCGAGUCGGGCGUGAUGGACUUUCACCUCAUGACCGACUGCCGAUCCCUGUACGACCACAUCCACAGGGCGGGAGCACCAAAGGCACCGUCGGAAAAACGGCUGGCCAUCGACCUGGCGGGUCUCCGUCAGGAAGGACAGCGGCAAUGGGAACGGAGGAACCCUGGCCUGGAGCCGACGCCGACAUGCCCCAUGAAGGUGCCGCUCCACUGCGUCCCGACGGAAUGGCGGAACCUGUCGGCCAGUGAGGAGCCUGAGAUCCGGUCCAACCGGAAUGGUGCCUGGCAGUCCAGGCCCUUGGAGAGUCGUUUUGCGCCCGGUUGA